GCAUAUUAAUGAGCGAGCUCGCUGCGAGGGCAGGAGCGGAUUUAAAAGAGGCCAGGGCGGGCGGAGGAGGCUGUGGAGAGAGCGGGAGCCGAGCGCGGAGUGCAGCGCACGGCGACAGAAAGCCCCCGACACCCACCGACGGUGCAGCCCGAGAAAGCCAAGCCCAGCCGGGAGACGGUACAGCCCGAGAGAGCCGAGCCAGGAGGUGUCUCGGGCCGCCACACGGACGGGCCGGCGUCCUCCCCGCGUCCCUGCUCCCGCGCCGCGCCCCUCCGGCCAGCAUGAGGCUCCUGGCGGCCGCGCUGCUCCUGCUGCUCCUGGCGCUGUGCGCCUCGCGCGUAGACGGCUCCAAAUGCAAGUGCUCUCGGAAGGGGCCCAAGAUCCGCUACAGCGACGUGAAGAAGCUGGAAAUGAAGCCAAAAUACCCGCACUGCGAGGAGAAGAUGGUUAUCAUCACCACCAAGAGUGUGUCCAGGUACCGAGGUCAGGAGCACUGCCUACACCCCAAGCUGCAGAGCACCAAGCGGUUCAUCAAGUGGUACAAUGCCUGGAACGAGAAGCGCAGGGUCUACGAAGAAUAGGGUGAAAAAUCUCUGAUAGGAAACCUCCAGACCAGUUGGGAGACUUGAGCAAAGGACACUGCAGAUUUAAAAAAGAAAAAAAAAACCUUCCUUUCUCACAGGCAUAAGACACAAAUUAUAUAUUGUUAUGAAGCACUUUUUAUCAAGGGUCAGUUUUUACAUUUUAUAGCUGUGUGCGAAAGGCUUCCAGAUGUGAGACCAUCCCUCUUGUGCUCCAGACUUUAUCACAGGCUGCUUUGUACCAAAAGGGGAGGAAACUCUUGCCUUUCCUUUUUAAAAAAAAAAAAAAAAUGCUUUUUUGUAUUUGUCCAUACGUCACUAUCCAUCUGAGCUUUAUAAGCGCCUGGGAGGAACAGCGAGCUUGGUGGAGGCAUUUCAUUGCAGGACUGCUCUGUUCCUAGCUCGGAAAGCUUCCGCUCACAGGUCCUGGCGCCUCGGCACAGCUGCCACAGGCUCUCCUGGGCUUGUGGGACAGUCACAGCCUCAGUGUGACUCCGCAGUGGCCCCUGCAGCCGGGCAAGCAGGAGCCAGUCUCUUUGCAUCUGUUAUUUGAGGAACUCAAGUUUGGUUGCCAGAAAAAUGUGCUUCAUUCCCCCCUGGUUAAUUUUUACACACUCUAGGAAACAUUUCCAAGAUCCUGUGAUGGCGAGGCAAAUGAUCCUUAAAGAAGGUGUGGGGUCUUUUCUCCAAUCUGAGGGUUUCUGAAAGGUUCACUGCUUCAAUAUUGAAUGUUUCGGAAGCAUGUGAGGUUCCCAACACGGAGCAAAAACCUUAGGAGAAAACUUAAAAAUAUAUGAAUACAUGCGCAGUCCAUAGCAACAGCCGCGCCUUCUGUUGACAAGGGAAACCUUCAAAGCAUGUUUCUUUCCCUCACCGCAAUGGGACAUGCAGUAUCAAGCAAUAUACUUGUGACUCCCCCCUAAGUCUUCCAUGUUAAAACUGUGCAGUCCCCUCCUGAAAGCUCAGAUGGCCGCGCGCCCUUUCCUGUGUACACACACUCCCGAGAACGCCCUCCACACGCUGCCCUUCCGCGUUCGCUGCGUGUGCCGCUGUGUCACAUGCUAUGUACAUGUCAGAAACCAUUAGCAUUGCAUGCAGGUUUCAUAUUCUUUCUAAGACAAAGAGAAAAGUAAUAAAAUAUAUUUGAAAUGUACCAAAA
Molecule: messenger RNA, 1740 nt
Organism: Otolemur garnettii (small-eared galago)
Lineage: Eukaryota; Metazoa; Chordata; Mammalia; Primates; Galagidae
Gene: CXCL14
Product: C-X-C motif chemokine ligand 14
Exons: 4
Coding region: 9-581 (190 amino acids)
Biological process (GO): antimicrobial humoral immune response mediated by antimicrobial peptide; cell chemotaxis
Cellular component (GO): extracellular region
Molecular function (GO): chemokine activity
Source: RefSeq, a predicted model, not a curated record